Messenger RNA from Diorhabda sublineata, 11597 nucleotides. Its product is annotated as transcriptional regulator Myc-A-like. Gene Ontology annotation, biological process: regulation of transcription by RNA polymerase II. The record is from RefSeq and is a predicted model, not a curated record. Bases 367 to 1953 code for a protein of 528 amino acids. The transcript has 4 exons. Gene Ontology annotation, molecular function: protein dimerization activity; RNA polymerase II cis-regulatory region sequence-specific DNA binding; DNA-binding transcription factor activity, RNA polymerase II-specific. NCBI's taxonomy places the organism in Eukaryota, Metazoa, Arthropoda, Insecta, Coleoptera, Chrysomelidae.
CAAUUACAAUCUGCAUUUUGGGUUUAGUAGCAACUUGACUAUUAAAGCAGUAAGACAUUAUCCGUCUGUAGCCGGUAAUACUUCUACUUUUGCUAAGAAAUGUAUACAAAGUUUUCGGUAGAAUCAAAGGAAAGUGGUUUUGUUAAAAAAAAUUUUAUCGUAUCUUCUGAUAUUUUUUCCGUGCUACUAAAUAUACCGUGUGUUAGAAAAAAACUUUUUUCUAGUUGAACCUGAGAUAUUUGAGUGCUUUUUUCAUUGACAUACCUCGAAGAUAAAAGAAGCUGCCUAUACAUAGCUGUCUUUAACCAGGGCCAAUUGUGAUAUUAGAAUAAGUGUUAAUUAUAGACGAUAGAUUAGUAUAAAAAUAUGCUUGUUAAAAAAUUCGAUGCACACGAUCGGAGAAAUUUAUUAGAAUGUUAUUUCCCCCACAACAUGUGGGCGAGAUACGAAAUAAAAAAAAUCGAAGCACAAGAUAAUAAAUCUCAGGACGCCAAGUCACAAGAUAACAAAGAUGUUAAGUCGCAGGAUACCAAACUCGAGGAGUCCAAUUCGCAAGGUACCAACACUCAGAACGCCUCUCCACAAGUGAAUACAUCGCAAGUGAUCAGAUCCGAAGAUAUGGGAUGGCUUGGUAUGUCCAGCGAAGAAAUUGAAUUACUCGAUUGGGGAUACGACGAAGAAUACAUAGAAUCUUUGGAAAUUAGAGGAGACGAUAACGAUUUCGACGAUAUUCGAAUAUACGAUCCAAAAUUACAAGACGUGAUAGAUGAAAUGAUUUGUUUGGAGAACUUACCGUCGUAUAAAAAACGUAAAUAUUUGAAAAAGAUACUUCACGAUUGUAUGUGGAACGGUCAUUGUGGUAGCAAAGAACAUCCAUCAGACGAAUUCCGAUCGUAUUCGGGAUCAUUCGUCCCGACGCCUAUAACACCGAUUAAAUCUCCUAUGGCUCCUUAUAAAAUGGAUCAAAUGUGCAAACCCGUUUACAAUGGUCAGCAGAGUUUGCUAAAGUCCCAUUACAGACCUACCACGCUUCUUCAGACUCCUCCUAUGUCCGAUGACGAGGAAAUAAAAUCGAAUCCCACUAACGUGCUUAAAUUGCUUAACGAAGCUAUCGAUGAAUGCGAUAUUGAAGAAGAUAGUGACUUGUGCGAUUAUUUCGAAGAUACCGAUAUCAAAGAAGAAAUAAAUAUCAAUGAUUUCGAAGAAGAUGAGGAAGAUACUGAGGUUCUUCCGGUUGUUGAACCAUUAAAAACUUUCCAUGCAGCUGAGAGCGACCACAGCUAUCACAAAGGGAAAUACUGUGCUUCGGGAUCGGCUGCGUUUGGAAUUGAUACUCCUUCUGAUUCUGAGGAAGAAAUCGACGUGGUAAAUGUAAUCGAGAAGAUUCAAGUCAACAACAAAUCUGUGCUUUCGUUCCCCAACAAUCCAUCAACAAGAGAUCGCCAACAGAUCCAAAGACGGAUGGCAACAGCUAUAUCCAAAAAGAGGAUGCCACCGCAAGCUCUUAAAACUGUUAUGCCCGUUAGAAAAAUGUCCCCACCAGAAUCACCUGCUAUUAAAAAGAAACCAACGGCAACAACUGCAAGGGGAGGAAAGAGAUCGAAGCAGUGCAAACCGUCAACUAGCAGUUCGUACAGACGGCGGCAUUAUGGUCAAAGUAGCGACGAAGAACCAGAGACUUCAGAAAAACGAAGUUUACACAAUAACAUGGAGCGCCAGAGAAGAAUCGAUCUAAGAAACGCUUUCGAAGAUUUAAGAGUACUCGUACCGGAAGUUAGUAAAAAAGAAAGAGCAGCCAAAGUUGUUAUACUAAGAGAAGCAGCUUCUUAUUGCGACUUUUUGUCGAAUACAUCUAAAAAUAACGCUAAACAGUUUGAAGAUUUGAAAAAGAAACAGGAAUAUUUGAGGCGAAAAUUGUCUAUGUUGCGACGAAAUUUAGCUGCUAAGCGUUAAUUUUAAUUUGUUCAAACGUAGUUUUUUAUUGUGUUGUUUUUUUUUUAUUAAUUAUGCUCAUUAGGCAAUGGCCGUUUUUAUUGGUUAAUUUCGAUUUUACAAAACAAAAAUAAUACAUUUUUGUUCGAUUAUUUUCUAUAUGAAUUAUUUCGUUUUUUUUUAAAUUUUGUCUUGAUAUUUUAUUUAAAUCUUAGAAAUCGGUUAUUUCAUAUCAAAUGAGCAAACAACUUUGCGUAAAAAUUUUAUCGGUAAUUUCAAAAAAAAAAAAAAAGAAAUUUGAAUUAUUUGGGUAAUUUUUAAAAAUUUUUGAAUUUGAUUUUCGUUUUUAUCAAAAGGUAGGGUAAAAACAAAUUUUAAACUGUAUUUUUUUGAAUUAAGUUAUAUCAAUUAUUUUUGAAAUUAGAAAAAAAAGAGAUCUUUCAAUUUGAAGAAAUAACAUUCUCUCAAAAUCAGAAUUUCACAAAAAUAUUUCUAAAGUACUUCAAAUUAUUUUUUAGUAGAUAUAGUGAAAAUCGCCGUAAAAGCGAUGAGGUAGUGUCCCAAAAAGAAAAUAGCAGAUAAUUUCAAUCAGAUCAGUAUCUCUGAUCUAUUAUCCAACUAAUUUUGAAUAUUUCACACCAUAAAUGAUGUAGAGUAACCCCAUAACUAUUUUUUUAUAGCUGAAAAUACCUUCAUGCGUCUCGGUAUAACGCAAACGUGGCUUGUCGAUAAAAAGUUACUUCGACUGUGAAAAAUGUUUCUUCUUUCCCAACCAUCCAAAAUAUAAACUCAACAGCAAAAAAACACACUUAGAUUUGGUCUUCUUGUUCUUCCUCUUUCAAUAGAACCAGGUCCUGUUCAAGUCUGUACGUUUGGAUCUUCCUGGGAAGCUGAAUUCCAGCUCUCGUACCACCUCUUUGGUGGUCUGCCUACAGGUCUGCGUGUGUUUGUAUUUAUAAUUAAAUAUAUUAAUCUUUUUAAUUUAUGGUAAGAACUCUGUCAGACAUUGAAGUAAUUAAAUUCUGGACAUCAUACUCCACCGGCAUAGCAUCCAAUUCUUCUCGAAGAGCAAUUUGGAGCUGAUUUAAGUCACUAGGUGGAGGAUGAUGACGUCCAACACGCCUCCCUAAAUUAUCCCACAAAUGCUCUAUGGGAUUCACAUCGGGAGAUAGUGCAGGCCAGUCCAGAACUGUGAGCGGGACACGCAAUCACAAAAGCCUAUCUAUGUCCGGUUUUAUCGAGACACUUAGUAGUAGGCACCAAUCUAAUCACAAAUAUCAACAGUUCCUUUACCUUCAAUAUAAUCUAAAAUCUUUUAGAUUUAAACUUAGUUUUUCCUCUAAAUCUCACUUCUUGUUAAAUGUCUCGUAAACAGAACGAACGUUCCAGAGACGGCAUUUGAAUGGUACCCGAACCAUGUUGAGUCCAUUGGCACGUCGUCAAACAUGGGCAUGGAGCUUAACGUGUUAAUUAAGUAAUCGCGUGUAUUUACUUUAUACCCUAAUGCUUAUUUUUGUGAUCUUUGACCAAUUCAUACGUUGAAAGGGGAUAAAACAACAAUAGAAAAAAAGUUUUGCAUAAAUAACUUAACCCACAAUGACUACACGAGUAACUAAAGACUGCGUACAGUUAUAAUAUACGAUUAAGAAGGAUCGAAACAACCAUGAGUCAUCGGUUGCAGCUAUCUCAAGGUUGCUAGUACGAAAGUGGCCAUAAGUUACCCAAAAUUAGCCUGCAAGCUACCGUCAGCUCGACUCCAUGACAACUAUUGCGGUAGUGACUUAGUUAUUGAACCUUAUAGCAUCAUCAUCAAGCAAGAAGUUAGACCUAAAAAAUCUAUUAUACCCUUUCCUCUCAAAAGCUAGAAGUUAUUUUAUUCACCGGCUUCUGUUUGGAUAAGUCUUCCUGCUCUACUCAGUAUGUUCCAAUAUAAUAAACCAUGUAACUCUGUUGUAUGUAAGAAUUUUAAUUUAUUCUUCUAACCUACAUGAUAUGCAUUCGUCUCUUUCAACAAGUUUUUUGAGCCGAUGAUGUCCUCUUCCAAAACACUUAAUGCAGACUUCUCAUACUUUCCCAGUAUUAUCAGUAGUCGAAUCCUUAUUUUUUUCCCAAUUUAUUUCUCCCAGUUAUCCAAUCUCCAUUUAUUUGCCAUGUUUUAUCCUAACAAAAAAUGAUUGGGUUUGGUCCACUAUGUGCUGGUACCCAGAAGAGAGUUAAGUUUAUCUAAGCAUUCCCAAUUCUUGAUGCUUUAACAGCUGCCUUUAUAUUCAACAUAAUAAUUUUUGCCUCGUGCAUUUCUAAUUUAUGUUGAAAUGGACACAUCUGCUAGGAAAGACGCAACUUGGGACACGUAUAGCACGUGUAAAGUAGCGUUAUACGAGAGACACCACACUACAUGUGGUAGAUGGUGAUCCGCAUAUUGAGACACGCGUUUUCAAAUAGAAAACGUUGGGGUUUGGAUUUGUUCGGUAUCAAAAAAUGUCUGACAUUUUUGACAAUUGAACAAAAUAAUUGUUAUUGAAUUUGUGUUUUGAAUCGGAUGAUGCUGAGGAUGAAAUGUUGUUUUUAUUCCUUGACCAGGAAGAAAUCAUUUGCAAUAAUAUCCGAUUCUUCAGUUUCGUCUUCAUAUAUAUUCACCCUUUUUUGUAUUGUAAAGCUCUGUGUACCCUACUUUUCAUUUUUUCGUGAAAAAAUUGAGGAAAGAGUUGCUAGUCACCCGUACGUGUAGCACAGCAAGCUGUAGCUCACGCGUGUGGUGUCAAGUCGCACUACGUGCUGUGCUGCGCCACCACACACGUGUUAUACGUGUCCCAAUUUGCGCGUUGCCUGGUGGUUCAUUGAUUUUUUUUUACUUUUCGAUUGAUAUACGAUGAUGGAGGUUUUGUGAGAGCUUAUGUAGUGAACUCUGGAUCAUUUAUUGGUUUCAUUUAAAUGUAUUUUCCCCCGAAAGAGCUCUAAAAGCGUAAAGAAUCACCAAAUAGUGAUUUAUGUAAAAGAAAAAAAUGUUUAUUCAGAGUGCCAAGUCACAAAAAGUAAGCUGAAGUUGUCAAUGCUCAAUUUUUUGUUGACUAUUUUGUUGUUACUUUGAUAAGUGUUUUUUUUUAAUUAGUUUUAUUGAAUUAGUUAAUGGGACAUUUGUUUGUGCAUGAUAAAUAUGUAUGUCUUCCUUUAUGCACAAUUAAUAUUAAAUUUUUUUAAAAAUGUCGUGAGAGAUAUUGAGAAUUGUUGUGUUCAUAAUAUUUUACAGUAUUUUAUACUUUUGAUAAAAUAAAAAUAAAUACAAAAAAAUAUGUAAAAUAUAUAUAAAAAAAAAAUAAAAAAAAAUUGUACGAUCGGAUCCGAAUCGAUAUAAUGUUUCUUGCACGAAAAAUUUUUUUUUAAUCACAAAUAAAUAUUUUUAUGUCGAAUAUACACGGUGUUUUCCAUCAAUUAAACAAUUUUAGAUAACCUAAUUUACAUUAUUUGAUUGUAAAAUUGACAUUUUGAUAAUUUUGUGACGUUAACAAAAUAUAUUGAUUUUUUUUUCAAAAAUUUGAAAUUUACGAUAUUUGUCAAUGUUUAAUUUCAUAAUAGACCAUAAAAACAAUAGUAGUACAGAAUUUCAAUGGAAUUGCAAAAAAAACUUCGACUUACGAAGAAGAUCUCCAGAUAUGAAGUAUUUGAUGACUGAUAAAAGUGCGUUUUUUGAAUAUAAAUAGUCAAUAAAGAUCAAGAUAGAUACAUAUUUGUUAAAAUUAAUUAUAUGUAUAACAACGCAAACGUCAGCCCAUGACCUCUAGCUUUUUCUUCAUAUCCUCUUUACUAAAUCUCUUCAUUUAAUCAUGUGUCUUUUCUUCUCAUCUUUCUUUGCCACAAUACACCUCUUCUAUACAUUUCUCCUUUGGUGUUUUAUUUUUAUUCCCACCUUCUCAAGCUCUUAAUCACUUUUUUAUAAAAUUACUCACUUCGGAGACGUCCCCCAGCUAUUUAACUCUCUUAGCACUUAACACCUGGGCAAUUCAUGAUUGAUCACUAGAGCCAUUAUUUCUUUCCCAUAUUUCUCGUGCUGUAAACUGCAUCGCUUAUUUUUUCAGUAAAAAUAUUUGCAGACUGCUCUGGUUUCUUUAUUUGAUAUGAAUAAUUCAAUAUUUAGAGAAUCAGUAGAUGUACUAGGCCGAUACGGGAGUGACGUGUACGGGCUACGUCGUAGUAUGAUUAUCGCGCGCCUAACCGCAGAUUGCGAGAUAACGAUAAUGUCUUCAUAAAAAAUAACGUCUCCAUUCAAUUUGCUGAUUUUCACAACAAAUUCUUCAAGUCUAUUUCUAUACUCUACUGAAGACAUAAUUGUACUGAAGUAUCUAAUAUGUCCUAGUAAAUUUCUUUUGUCGCACCUGUUAAAUUCAAUGAUCAACCAGAUUUCUUAAUCACUUGUUCGCUUAUCAACUAAAAUGAUACACGUCACACCUCGUUUUUUACCCCAUACAAAACACGUCACACCUCGUCACCUUUAUCGCAAUCUGCGGUUAGGCGCGCGAUAGUUAUACUACGACGUAGCCCGUAGUUUGAUCAGAAUGAUCAAAUCCGAUUCAUGUACUUCUUGUAGCUUGGAAAAUCACCAGAUUUUGAACAGAUCUCGGCUUGACAAAAUUUGUAAUAGUCAAGUUUCGUUCGAAUUUCGUUUCAUGUUUCCAUCAAUCAAACUGUGAAGGGUAUUUAAGUGAGGAUUGGACCUUAGCAUUAUAAUCCAAUGGAAAUGGAAACAUAAUGACGUUGUUUAGUCUUAUCUAUAACUAAUGGUUCUUCAUUACCUGUCAUAUUUGUUGCUAGAAAUAUUAAGCAAUCUAAGAAACCAGUUGAUCUAAGUCAAAAUGACGGCCGUGGGGUAAACAAUUGACUUUCUUGUAUAUACCUCUUGGUUUUGUUUCGGUUGUGAGAUAUGUUUAAGUGAAAACUGAGCAUUUUUGUAGUUUUUUAGUUAGUAAGCUUCCAAGCAAUUUACAAAAUUUGGAAUACUGAGUAUUUUUUUACGUUGCAACCCAGUGACAGCUGGUAGGUGCGAGGACAAACUUGAAGCUAUAGAUGGAAGUUAAAUCCUUCUUUAAGAAGCCAUUUGGUGAUAAAACUGAGAAUAAUAAAGUCUAAAAUCCAACAAAUAACUUCACAAAACACACAGUAACUUACGACAGAAGCUUUUGUUUACCCUCCGGUGGCCAUUUUUAAAUGGGCAACAGUUGAUUUUGACAAUUAAGAAUCCUCUGUUGUUAAUCGCUUUUUAAAGUACAUUUUCCAUUCAUAACCAAUUCCGUUAUUCACAUUUAUACUUUCAGCACAUGCCUUCGUAAACACAAAGUCAUGACGUUACCUAUUUUAUCAAUCAACCAUGGCUGGCUCUUUAUGGUAAGAUGAAGUAGAUACUGGUCUAGUUCAAUUAGUACAUUCUGAUCAAGUAUUAUAGUAAGUAACUCGGCUUUAUGAAAAAAUAUACUCGAUCUAGUUUAUCAGUACCUCCCAUUGAUCAACGACCACCUUCAAUACAAACAUCUUCUUUAUCCCUAUAACGCUCCAAGCAAACGUUCAAUUGUGUGAAACAGUACUCCUUCAGGACUUUUGCAUCAUUUUAAUUCAUAGUCACUUAAAUGACCGCCAAUGGAAUCAAAGUAACAUUUUGACGUAGAACGCCUCCUUCUUUGUCAUCUUGAAAAUGUUUAAACCACGUGUACACGAUAAAAAUUCACUGCCAUACAUUUCUUUUAAUAAAUAUUGUUGUUCACGUGAUUUUAUUACACAAUAAUUUGUUAUACCGUUUAAUAUUUUAGUUUUGCGAAGAAGCAAAAAUAUUCAUAUAUGAUUCUAUGGAUCCUACGGCUAUACUGAUUUGUUUUGAGUAGGAAAAGAUACUUUAUUUAUAAUAAAAGGUUUAGCGGUAACAGCAAACUGUUGCCGGUGUUUGGAGCAUGAGCAUUUUUUUUCCAGUAUCGUUAGUGUUAUUAUUUUAUUUUAUCUUCAAAUUUUCGAUUUCAUACACUUUUAAGAACGUCUGUAUUUUUUUUAGAAACCCAAAUGUCUCAUGAAAGAAUCGGAUUUCAAUAAAUCCGAUAAUUGAAUCCAAAUAUGGAACAUACGGCUUCAUCUUCUACCCUACACAGUCACCCCUUUAAAAAAUUAAAAUCGGGGUUUGUGGCGUAAGAUUUUUGGUUGAAAUUUUCUAAUAAAACUUCUCUCUCUAUCACACCUUUAGCUUGAUUAUUUCCAUUUUUCCCUAUUUAUAGUAGUUUCCAAUUUCUCACCCCAUUCUUUAAAAAGUCUUGACUUCGGUACUCUUUGCCCCCUUGAUUCCACUAUACCAUCAGUCUUAUCCUUGUUUUUGGUCCAGCUCUCCAUAUAUGUAUUAUUUUUAUGGCGUUAUCUCCCUCCAGAACUUCUUUUAUUUCUUUAUUUGUUCUUCAGUAUACAUCUUUUUUGUCUUUGUUUCCAGUUUCUCAUCUCCAUUGUUUCCAAACACAUUUCGACUUGGACAUUUCUCUCCCUCUUGCGUCCUCCUGCUGUACCAUCAUUCUUAUCUCUGCUUCCGGUCCAACUUUUUACCAAAUUCUCAUCCUCCAGAACAUCUCUGUUUCUUUAUUUGCUCUUCUUCAGUAUAGAUCUUUGUUUAUCUUUCCUUUUGAGCGUUUCUCACCCCAAUUCUUUCCAAACACAUUUCGAUUUGGGUAUUCCUCUCCCUCUUGCGUCUUCCUGCUGUACCAUCAUUCUUAUCUCUGCUUCCGGUCCAACUUUUUACCAAAUUCUCAUCCUCCAGAACAUCUCUGUUUCUUUAUUUGCUCUUCUUCAGUAUAGAUCUUUUUGUAUCUUUCCUUCUGAGCGUUUCUCACCCCAAUUAUUUCCAAACACCCUCAUUACUUCCACAUAAUAAACUUUAAUAUCAUAGAGUUGAUAUGAAAUAUGAAAACUAUCUAAAGAGAGAGAAGGGGCAUAGGUUUACCAUCCUCUAUCUCCGUCUACUCGUUAUUUUCCUUCUUCGCAUUUACUACCACUCGAAAUUUCCGACGUUAUGGCGGUCUAAUAAGAAUACAGUAGACAGAGAUACAGAGUGGUAUACCGAUGUUUUUUUCUUUUUCUAUAAACAGUUUGAGUUCACUUGAAGAAGCUCCCUUUUUUUAUCUUUAAUAUUAAUUAUAUGUGUGAUGCGUACGCCGACUGAUAUUUCGGUAAAACAUGUUCGACGAGCUCGCGGCGAAUAUGUCUAACAUCAAAACCGCCUUUAGACCGAGCGCGCGGUGGACCCUAAACAAUUCGCAUAUGUUUGAGUGUGAAAUGUGGCAACACUGUUUACUUUACAAGUAUUACUGUUCGGUCUGUUUUGAAUAUUUUUAAGUAAAUUUGAUUGAGAAUUUUGUUGGAUUUCCUGCAAGAAACAAAAAAAAAUAUCUGCUAUAUAAACGUACCUGUGAUGUAACCUCGCUGUUGACCAAAUACAUAGAAAUAGUUAUACUUAUUCAAAUUAUUGUGCAUAUAUUUGAUUUCUUACAACUUUUUAAACUGUUUUCUAGUAAUAAAUAUAUAACAGGGCAAUUCUCUAUAAGCUUAGCGACCAUCGGCAAAGCCAUUAAUCCAUAGGCGUUCGUAGAAAAGGGGAACGUUUCCGUUCUAUCUUGUAGAUAUAAAAAGAUAUUUUGAAAAUAGUAUCCGGACGCCUGUACGUUUAGUAGUAGUGCGAGUGGCUUUGCUUUAAAUAAGCAGUUGUAUAUUAUAUACGGUUUAUAUUAUUAAGCCCUAAGGAUCUAUGGCAUAAGGUUUUCUUUUAACAUAAUGUAUAAAUAAGCGGGGCAAAGAAACUUCUGGAUUCAAAUGAAAGAGGCGAAUUGUUAUCGAUUUGAAAACAUAACCUCCAAAUACCAUUUUGUUUGGUAUAUAAAAAAAUUUUUGUUACUCAAUAGAAUUAAGCCAAAUUUAGAGUAAAGGUACUUUAGACAAUUAGACACUAAAAUGUAAAAUCAAAUGUAUAAUUAUCGUAAACAGUAUAUCAAAAAGCAAAAUUAAAAAAAAACUACAAAAUUUUCAGUUUAGUAAAGGAGGGAGAAAUAUGAAAUACCUUAUCCACACUAGGGUGAUUGAUUUCCGGAUUUUUUUUCGGUGCUCAAGCAAAAUAUUAAUCUGCAUAUAGAGAAAAAAAACUCACCAAGCUUGAACUCUCAAUAUCAAUUUUAAGUACUUACAAUUUAAAUAUAAAGUUUCACAAUUUAAAAUGAAUUACAAUAAUGAAAAUCAGUUCGAUGGACCUUGUGAGAAAUUUUAUAUUCUUCGAAAUGUAACUCGUACUGAUUCACCAAUAGAAGUCGUUGUAACAAUUUUUGAAAAAUUUUUUAAAUGGUUAAACUUUAUAUUUAAAUUGUAAGUACUCAAAAAUUAAUAUUGAGACCUCAAACUUGGUGAGAUUUUGUUUUCUAUAUGUAGAUUAAUAUUUUGCUUAUGCAUCGAAAAUCACCCCAAUCUACACUCAUUAUUAGCCCACAAUAAAACAUUGUACCCAUAGUUCUCCUUUCUCAUUAGCAGAAAACGCACUAAGGCAAAACAUGAAAUGGUCAUCGUCCUCAUUCGGUUUCAGUUGUCCUGACAUAUCUUCCAAAUCGUCGACAGAAUCCUCAAGUUUUACAUCUUCGUUUGAAUCCUCUGUAUCAUCAGCAGAAACUGAUAAGGAUUUUCCCGAAAACAAGUGUUUUUUCUUUUUUUUUUUUUCAGUUAUUUUUAUUUACUGGCUCAUUCAGUUCGUUAUUGUAAACGACGAGGUAAACCAAUUGUAUUUGGAACUGAAGAUAUUUCGGUGAAACACACUCCUGGUUUAAAUCUAUGUCUUCGUCAUCUUCAUCUUGAUAUUAGUAAACAGCUUGAGUUCGUCCAGGUGUAUUGUCUUCACAUGCCGUUUUAGAGCAUGUAAUUUUAUCGAUAAAGGUAGUGGAAGCUUUUGUUGUUUCAACUUCUUGAAUGUUAAUGGUAUUUUUUCUGCUUCUUGUACGCAGAUUCGAAGAAAACAUCCAUGUUAAAAGGCUAAAUACUAGUGAUGAGAAAGAAGACCAUUAGCGGCUAUUGUGUAUAUCUACCAAAUAAAGAACUAAGAGCCCGUUGGUCUCUUUACUCUAAUGGCCCCAUAAAUGACUUAUCCGUAGACUGGAGCUUGUGUGUCGAAUGAGGAGACGAUAUUCGAAUCUUCCAGCCAUUUUGUCUCCUGGCAAAAAUUGUGUCGGAAUUUAUUUUGUUCGGCUAGCUAGUGGGUUAAUUCCUCCCAAUAAAUCUCAACUUUAAAUCUGCAAUUUCAGUUCGAUAACAUAUGGCAAUAGCAUUGUCAAAAUAUAUUUUUUAUUUAAAGUUUUCUCUUUUAAUUUGAAUCCAAUAAAAUAUCCAAUAUACUUAAUCACCCUGUGUAUGUUAUUAAUAUAAGUAAAAUAAACUUUUUGAAUGUAGAAUAUCGAUCGUUUUUUAUUAAUAAAUAAUAUGCCAUAAUCCUAACGAUUGAUAUGUGGUAGUACUUAUUACAAUUUGUCAUUUCUUUUUUUUUAACAAAUUUUGUUUAGUAAAAUUUAUGAGGAUUUGAUUAUAUUGUGCUGUUCCUAGUAGAUUUUACACAAUAAAAUGUUGGCUUGCUAAAAUUUUGUUCAUUUAUUUACCAACCCAAUACACCUUUUUUUCAGGUA